This is a messenger RNA of Arabidopsis thaliana (thale cress), 1510 nucleotides long. Its product is annotated as Putative eukaryotic LigT. The record is from RefSeq and is marked reviewed. NCBI's taxonomy places the organism in Eukaryota, Viridiplantae, Streptophyta, Magnoliopsida, Brassicales, Brassicaceae. The transcript has 6 exons. Bases 233 to 832 code for a protein of 199 amino acids.
UUGUUAAAACCAAACUUGUGCUUGCUAGCUUAUGCGAGAGAGAGAGGCUUUGUGUGGUCGUCAUUGACCACGUCUCUUGCAAUUUAUUUGUAUGUUCGAAGAAAAUGUCAUUAAAUGUAAAAAAAUAGUCUCAAACGACGGCAAAAAGUCUCUCUCCAUUGAGUAUCCUCUACGGUUCUUGAAUUGGUUUGGAUACAUAUUUCGUGUAUGAAAACUGAGGCGUAUCAAGGCUAUGGAGAAUUUAAAUCAUAAGUGGGAUCGUUGUUCCUCUUCUCAUCAAACUCCUCUUUCUUUCAAAGGCAAUCAGAAGCAGAUUGGACAAGGUCAGAGAGAAGUGUUCACACAUUUUGUGUCACUUCCAUUAGCCAUAUACCCUGACUUGACGAAAAAUAUCGAGGCUUUUCAGAAUUCUGUAUUGGGAAACAAUGAUAAGGAUCCAUUGAAGUUUCAGAGUACUUUAGCUGAAAUGGGAAUAGAAAAAUCGAUCUUUGUAACUCCCAAAACUUUCCAUUUGACUGUGGUUAUGUUAAAGUUAGAGAACAAUGAAUCUGUGGUUAAAGCUCAGAAUAUCCUUCAGAGUAUUUUUUCUAAUGUGAGGCAAGCUUUGAAAAACAGACCUGUCUUCAUAAGACUCAGAGGAUUGGAAUGUAUGAGUGGAUCUUUAGACAAAACUCGCGUUCUCUAUGCUCCUGUUGAAGAAGUUGGUCGUGAGGGCCGCCUGCUAAAUGCUUGUCGUAUCCUAAUUUCUCUAAGCGCUUAUUUUUACUUGUGUGAAGACAUGACUUCAAAUUACUAUGCAAGUGCUUCUGAACUCUUUAACUCUCUAGUUUAGAUGUUAUCAUUGAUGCAUUUGAGAAUGUUGGAUUUGCUGGUAAAGAUGCAAAGUCACGCUUGAAGCUACACGCCACGUUGAUGAAUGCAAGCUACAGAAAAGAUAAAAGCAAAAAGAUGGAUACUUUUGAUGCUCGAGAGAUACACAAAGAGUUUGAGAACAAGGAUUGGGGAACAUAUCUAAUCAGAGAAGCUCACAUCUCACAACGUUAUAAGUAUGACCCCAAUGGCUACUUCCAUUGCUGCGCUUCACUACCUUUUCCACAUAAGUGACAUUGACAACGAUCAAAUCUCCUCCACAUGAUUUGCAUUAGGAAAAUUAAUGUCAAAACUUAGGUAAGUAUGGUAUGUCACUGUGUAACUGUUUUUAUAUGUGUGUGUCACAGCGAUUGGUAACUAUGUGUUGUGUAACUUUUGUUUGUAAGUUAAGUUUUGGACAGUAAUAUUCUUCCUUCCGAUGAUUGGAUUAGAAAAUUCGUGAAAAGUGUUUGAUUUUGUAUUAUUUCUGUUUAUAUCGCAUGUUACUUCUUUUGGUAAUUUUGUAGAAUUGAUGGUGUAUUAGGGUUUACGAGUAGAUGUUUUCUAGAAACAAAAGUAUUUCUCCUAAUGUGAGGCAAGCUUUGAAUAACCAACCCAUCUUCAUAAGACGCAUCCUUGAGUUAUACAUAUUUAGUGGCUU